Tachyglossus aculeatus (Australian echidna) is the source of this 1030-nucleotide messenger RNA. RefSeq names its product prostate stem cell antigen (gene PSCA). NCBI's taxonomy places the organism in Eukaryota, Metazoa, Chordata, Mammalia, Monotremata, Tachyglossidae. The coding region runs from base 257 to 577 and encodes 106 amino acids. The transcript is spliced from 3 exons. The record is from RefSeq and is a predicted model, not a curated record.
GCCGGCGGGGCGGCCUUAGCUUCCCGGAGGAAGGACCGAGCACCUUGUCGAGCAGACACCCGGCCGCGAGAGAAAGGACGGCCGCGCCGCGGGGCCUCCUCUUAUAUAGCCUCCCUCGCCACGCCCCCUUCGCCUUCGGCAGCCAAUCAGCGGCGCGUCCGGACGGGGCCGGGGACCGCCGGAGACAGCCGAACGCGGCCGAGGACGGGCGUCGGCCGCUAGGGGGCGGGCUUAGCAGUCGGGGCUUAGCAAAGGCAUGUCCCUGCAGUGUUACCAGUGCACGGGGCAGACCAGUAAUAAGAACUGCCUCACCGUGCAGACCUGCAGACCCGAGGACAAGGCCUGCAGGACGGAGCUGACGAGUGCUGUGGGCCUGGUCAGAUUCAUCACCAAAAGCUGUGUGGAAUGGUGCCAGGAGGAGGCUAAUAACUACCACAUAGGCUCCAAGAAUGUCACCUGCUGCCGCUCAGACCUGUGCAACGUGAAUGGGGCCGGAGGGCUGAGCCCCAGCCCCACCGCUGUCCUCUCCGCCAGCCUGCUCGUCCUCUUCGGUGCCCUGUUCCGGACUCCACUGUGAGGGAAGACCCCCUUCCCCUCCUCACCCCCAAGCAAGGCCCUGCUGGCAGAGCCAGCCUGGUGGAGCCAGCCAGUUAGGGGUUCCUGGAGCCUGCGGCUUCCCAGUAGCGAUGGGCCAUCUCUGGGGACUGGGGGAGCGGGAGGGAGCCAGAGGUGCCCGAUGACACAUCUGGAACCAAACAUCCCUGGCCCCAUGUUCCCUGGGCACCUCUGCCACUACCCCAGCUGCUGGGGACAUGCCCAACUCUUCUGCCCCCCACCCACCUCUGCUGAAGGAGGAGGCAGUGUGGUGGCAUUGGGGAACCCCCACUCAAUACCCAACUCACCUCAUUGUGGUCCCUCCCACACUCCAUCCCUCCCCCUUUUCUAGAAACAGUAUCCCCAUCAGGCUUUUGAACCUCCUGUCACUGAUUGGAAGUCCUCAUGCUGGCUGGCUAUUAAAAUGGAGAAACUG